AUGUUUCUUCUCUUUUUCGGUCAAACUAUUUCUAUCGAUGGCACCCUUUGUACUACUUGUGCUGCGCAGAAAGCCAAGCAGGCUGGAGAUAGCGAAAAAAAUUGUCUCGAAAAGGCUGUUGUAGCUGCCACAAAAAGAAUGCAAGACGCCUCCACACCAAAUAACAUGUCAGAGCCGCCGGCAACUUCUGCCGCCGAUACUCGGAAUGCUACCACGUCCACGUCUUUUUUGGAAGAAGUCGAUAGAGCAGGUCAGCACACACAAAUCUCUUCCAGGAUAUCUGAUUCAUUGUCAUUAGCCCAAAUUGUUGCCUGCUUUGACAAUUUGGAAGAUUACCGUCUGCGCGGUGAUUCGCCUGAUCUGAGACCUGAACUUCGCCGUUUCUUUGCUCGCAUAAAGUACGAGCGUGACAUAAAUGCAUUGGAGGCAGCUGCUCGACAUUUCUUGGAAAGUUGCGAUAGGGUGUUCCUUGAUAACGCUAAGGAACUAUUCAGAAAAGAAAUUCAAAAUAUUCAUGAUUGCAAAGACGCAUUAGAGAAACUGAUUAGUUCUGAAAGAUUGCAAUGGUCUUUGGAGCGAGAAAACAUGGAACUACAGCUGGAUCGCUAUCGCCGACAAGUGGAACAAUUUCCGAGUAUACACAAAGAAAACGUGGUUAUAAAAUCGGAGUUGAAUGCCAUGAAAACACAGAUUGAGCAAUAUAAGCUAAAGCUACGACAAAAAAGUGAAGAAGUGGAGAGGUUGGAGAUCGAGAGAGAUAGGCUUACAGUGUUGGCGAAAGAGUUCCAGAAGCUAGAUCAGGAAUCACAAAAUGAAGUCAAAGAAGCUAACAGAGUCAUUGACGAACUCGAGAGGAAAGACAAGGAUGCUAGUGCUGAACUAGAAAGAGAGCGCCGUAAGAUAAUUCUAUUGCAAGACGACAUUGAUGCUUACACGCUUCUUAUAAACAACUUGGAAACAGCGAAUAGUGGAUGGAUGCAGAAAGGGCUAAUGCUCAGUAAUUUAGUGCAACAGCUAACAGAAAGCUGCAAGAGACUAGAGAAAAACGAAAAGUACAAUCAAAAAACAAUACAAAUGGUGUGUCAAUGCUUCUGGGAGAGAGAAGAAUAUGUGAAGCGUCUCAGAACAAGAAGCAGUGAAAGGAGGAGACUAAUUGAACGAUUUGUCGAAGAAGUUAGUGCAAUCAUAGCCAAGUUCGGUGGUAACUCUGACCCAGUGAACGAAAUGCAUGUUACGAUCACGUCGUGGGCAUCCGCAGACGAACGGGACGACAAUGACCAUGAUUCAAGAAAACGCAACCUUUGCAUGGAACUUGCACAGCUGAGUUUGGAGCAACAGUCAAGACUAGCCCAACAGCAGGCCCUGCUCAAAUGUAAACAGCAACCUCAAUAA
Messenger RNA from Necator americanus (New World hookworm), 1392 nucleotides. RefSeq lists its product as uncharacterized. The record is from RefSeq and is a predicted model, not a curated record. Lineage: Eukaryota; Metazoa; Nematoda; Chromadorea; Rhabditida; Ancylostomatidae. Bases 1 to 1392 code for a protein of 463 amino acids. The transcript has 12 exons.